This is a messenger RNA of Nasonia vitripennis (jewel wasp), 1547 nucleotides long. Its product is annotated as speckle-type POZ protein-like. The record is from RefSeq and is a predicted model, not a curated record. Bases 233 to 835 code for a protein of 200 amino acids. NCBI's taxonomy places the organism in Eukaryota, Metazoa, Arthropoda, Insecta, Hymenoptera, Pteromalidae. Gene Ontology annotation, molecular function: ubiquitin protein ligase binding. The transcript is spliced from 2 exons. Gene Ontology annotation, cellular component: nucleus; cytoplasm. Gene Ontology annotation, biological process: proteasome-mediated ubiquitin-dependent protein catabolic process; regulation of proteolysis.
CACUACGCUUAUUUUGACAGCGAGCGGUGUUUAUUACAUUCUUGAACUUGACCGUAGGUGCACGUUGGCUGAAGUUUCUACAGUUCUAUGUUUUUUUUUUUUGUUUAUCAUUAUUAUUAAUUAAUUAAUUUUAUACCUUCCUUGUUGAAUUUGUGAUCAACCCUGCUUGAAGACGCGUAUACACUUCCAUCUAAAAAUUUUCCGAAUAUUAAAGAUAUACACUGCUCGAACAAUGGCAUACAUGAUGGACGCGGAAAUAGAAAAAGCAACUGAGCAAGGAGCAGAAGAUCAAGGCGAUGACGAUGUGUCUCGUCUCGUGGACCAAUGUACAGCGCUUAGAAUUAACGAAGUUGAAAUUAGUGACGUCAUAUCCCUUCACUGCAUUUUGGAAGGUAAAUCCGUCAAUGCACACAAACGCAUGCUCGCGCAGUGCAGUCCAGUGUUCGCCACUCUGUUCAACGCCGAGAUGAAUAAGAGUAUCGUCGCCAUUACCGAUGUAAGAUACGAAGUUCUCGUGGAAAUGAUCCGUUUCAUUUACGCUAGAAAGGUCAGAUAUGACGAUGCCCUACUCGUCGAACUUGCGACAGCAGCUCACACCUACGGAGUGAAUGGACUGAAGAUUAUGUGCGAAGAGAGGUUGAUUAAGAUUUUGAACGUCGACAAUGUCAUCGGUUGCGCUCAACUCGCCGAUCGACUGCGCAUGGUUAAAUUAAAGAAGAAGUCGAUCGAAUUUAUCGUUAAAAAUGCGCGCGAUGUCGGUACCAAACCGGAGUGUGAAUUAUUGCCUCGCGAAGUUCUAAUCGAAGUACUUCGUUCUUUGGUAAACCAAGAAUAACGUUAUUUUACUGGAAAGUUAUAUAGCUUAGACAACGCGUGAUCGCUUAUCACAUCGCGCUGAUAGACUCCGAAUGAUUGCACGAUGUCUUUUUAAACCAGAGAUGAACUCCUUGCCUAAACAAAUUUUAAUUGAAUUGAUUGUGCCUUUGUGCAUUCGGAAGACCUAUAACCUAUCGUUGACCCAGAGUAUAAAAGUCUGCUAGAACGUCGUUUCGAUGAAAUUUUAGAAAGCAAACUAUACAAUAAUAGUAUAUUUGUUGCUGAGGCAAAUUCACAUAAGUUUGUGCACGUUUAUUAGUAAAACGUAUAACUUCUGGUUGUUUUGUGUUUAUUUUUACUUAUAAAUUUAACGUAGCUAAAUGCAAAUUCGUUUUAAACAAAUAACUUAUUUAAAUACUAUUGCUGCCCGUCCUAUAUAAUACAGCCGAAUAACCGAUAUAACCAUCUACUUCCAUAUUUACAUCAAGCGCUAUGUUAAUAACACACUGGGCUGAAAUCGAAUAAUACACACAUGUAAGAGUAGUCGGUAAUCCAAACAUUUGUAAUAUUUGUUAUUCUACACAUAAUUCAUGCUUGUAUAGUUAUAGUUAGCCUAAUACCUUAUUUUCACGAUCGCAACCUACCAACUUGCCGUUAUUUUUUCAAGCCACACCAAUUCGCAAUGCAUGUGUAUAAGUGUAUAAGCAAAUAAAACACAAUGUUUUUCCAAA